ACUGCUUCACACAUCUUUGGCCUUCAAGCGCCGAAGCCAGUGGGUCGUCGUUCCCGCAAGCCCGGAAUGGACCGCAAACCUCGCCAGGCAUACAGUGCUAAACAGUUGGAUCGACUAGAGACAGAGUUCAAGGAAGACAAAUACCUCAGCGUGAGCAAAAGAAUGGAACUGUCAAAAGCACUAAACCUGACAGAGGUUCAAAUAAAAACAUGGUUUCAAAAUCGACGCACGAAGUGGAAGAAACAACUGGCCUCGAGGUUAAAAUUGACGCAUCGACCGACGGCUAGUUUGUAUUUCCCGCCAGCGCAGUAUGCAGCGCUCCUAGCGCCGAACACGCCGUACUACGUUGGGGUCGCACCUUCUCCGCACAUGAGUUUGUUCUCUGAAUCGCCGCUAGAUGUCAGGAGUUCCUCAGCGUUCAGCGAUCUGCCUACAACUGACAACGACCUCGACAUCAGCUAA
Messenger RNA from Macrosteles quadrilineatus (aster leafhopper), 462 nucleotides. Its product is annotated as homeobox protein ceh-19-like. The record is from RefSeq and is a predicted model, not a curated record. Gene Ontology annotation, molecular function: DNA binding; DNA-binding transcription factor activity, RNA polymerase II-specific. NCBI's taxonomy places the organism in Eukaryota, Metazoa, Arthropoda, Insecta, Hemiptera, Cicadellidae. Bases 67 to 462 code for a protein of 131 amino acids. The transcript is spliced from 3 exons. Gene Ontology annotation, biological process: regulation of DNA-templated transcription.